Molecule: messenger RNA, 762 nt
Organism: Setaria italica (foxtail millet)
Lineage: Eukaryota; Viridiplantae; Streptophyta; Magnoliopsida; Poales; Poaceae
Exons: 2
Coding region: 1-762 (253 amino acids)
Source: RefSeq, a predicted model, not a curated record
AUGAAGGAUCUUGGCACUCUGCAUCAUUUCUUGGGGAUGCACGUGCAGCAGUCAGGUGAUGGCCUCCUGCUCUCCCAGCGCCAGUUUAUGCUUGAGAUCCUGGACCAUGCAGGUAUGACUGACUGCACGCCUUGUGCCACACCCAUCGACACGAACCCGAAGCUCUCCGCCGCUGUAGGUGUUCCUCUCACUGCCACUGCCGCAUCAGAUUAUCGGAGUCUUGCUGGCGCCCUGCAGUAUCUCACCUUCACCAGGCCCGACAUCGCCUACGCAGUUCAGCAGUCUGACCUGAUUGCUUACUCGGAUGCCAACUGGGCUGGUUGUCCUGACACUCGCAAGUCCACCUCCGGGAACGCAGUUUUCCUGGGUGAUAAUUUGGUCUCGUGGUCCUCCAAGCGGCAGAAUGCAGUCUCCCGCUCCAGUGCCGAGGCCGAAUACAGAGCUAUCGCCAAUACAGUUGCUGAGAUCGUCUGGUUGCGCCAGCUUGUUCUCAAGCUUCGCGCCCCUCUGCGCCACACUGCUCUCGUCUACUGUGACAAUGUCAGCACCAUCUACAUGUCCUCGAACCCCGUUCAGCAUCAGUGCACCAAACAUAUAGACAUUGAUCUCCACUUUGUUCGGGAGCGCAUUGCCACUGGUGACGUCCGUGUUCUCCAUGUUCCGACGACUUCUCGGUAUGCGGGCAUCUUCACCAAGGGCCUACCUUCUUCUGUCUUCACGAAGUUCAGGUCCAGUCUGAAUGUCCAGCUUACCGGCGCUUAG